Molecule: messenger RNA, 4362 nt
Organism: Corythoichthys intestinalis (scribbled pipefish)
Lineage: Eukaryota; Metazoa; Chordata; Actinopteri; Syngnathiformes; Syngnathidae
Gene: nsd2
Product: nuclear receptor binding SET domain protein 2
Exons: 23
Coding region: 165-4037 (1290 amino acids)
Cellular component (GO): nucleus
Molecular function (GO): protein binding; histone methyltransferase activity
Source: RefSeq, a predicted model, not a curated record
UCACAGUCGAGUAUUUUUCGCGCUGGUCGGCCUCACAGUUUGAGUUCCCCGCAAAAGCCUUUAGCUCCACUUGAAUGAAAUUCUGCGUUUUACGCCAUGGAUAAACUUCCCGCUUCCUCGUAAACAGCCACCGGGUCGUCCAGCCAGGAGAGCGCACCAACAGAAUGGACGGCAAAGGGAGCUCUUUACCUUCGAUGCCCGAGCUGGCCGAGCCCGUCAGCGUCAAGCAGCCACCCGAGCCCCGGGGCGACCCGUCCCUGCUCAUGGACCGGGCCGCUGCCCAGCUUGCCGCCACCUUACAGGACGGCGUGCUGCAGACCAUGUCGGGCCACCGGAGGCUCGAGGACCUCACGUCACUGGUGCUCAAUGGCGAGCGGGACGCCUGCGCCCCCGAACCGCCCGUCGUCCAGGGCGCCGAAGCCCCCGCCUCCGACGGCGCCCGCCGGCCUGAACUAAAAGCCAGCGUGCCCCGCCCCCUCUUCGAGUCGCGUCCUGCCGUGGCGGAAGGGGCGGCAUCGGCGCCCGAGGGACUGCGGGAAGUGAAGAAGCGGCGGGGUAGGCCUCCCAAACAUCAACCCAAUCUCGGUUCCUCCGCCUCACGUGAAGAUGCUCUCGGCAGCCCCGAAUCUGUUCUUCUGGAGGCAGCAGAUGAGUCGCAACAAGCCGUGGUCCGCAGAGAACUUCCACAGCAUCAGAAGCACCUGAUUGUCCAGAGAUAUCUGUCAGGAGAAGGCUACAAAAGAAUUUCCAAGGCGCUAAAUAUCCCUUGGAACACGGUCAAGGGCGUCAUUACCAAGUGGAGGAAAUACGGCACCACCGCCACUUUGCCCAGAACCGGACGUCCCCCCAAAAUGGAUGACGGGACUGGAAGAAGACACGUGACGACCUCGACCGAGCUUCUGGAACUUUUGCCGAAAGUGGUUUCCGAGCCGACGGUCGACGCGCCGCUUUCGCCAAGCAGUUUCUCUGUCGGAGAUGUGGUCUGGACCAAGGUUUCGGGGUACCCUUGGUGGCCCUGCAUUGUCACCACCGACCCUGAACUCCACCUCCACGUCAAACCCAAUGCUAAAAGCAGAUCGGGCCUCCUUUACCACGUCCAGUACUUUGGAGACUCUCCUGAGAGGGGCUACAUUUUUGAGAAGAACAUGGUGUCCUUUUCCCGGGAGAGCCAGUACCAGGAGCUCAGUCUGCACAAAAAGCAGCCGGCUUCACGCGUUCUCCACAAAAAGACCCUUCAAACCGUGCCCCGUAAAUUACGGCCCCAGUGGAAGAUGGGUGUGAUCCAGGCCACGGAGGCGCUGGCCAUGUCGCCCGACGAGCGCUUGGCCAACUUCACCUUUGCGUACGACUGCGACGGGCCCCGCCUCAACCCCUGCAUCCUGGACAAACUGAAGCCAGAGCCUGGCGCGGAAGCGGAGGCCCGGCUGCUGAUCGGAGCGGCCAAACGCCUCGACGGGGACCGUCUGAAGAAGAGGGAGAAGAAAAACGCCAAUGCUCUACCACAGGAUUCCCUCUGCGUGGAAGUGACGGUACCUCUAAAGAAGCGAACACUCAAAGCCCCCAGUUCCUCCCUAAAGACAGACGGGCGGAGAAAAACAUUGACGGGUUCAACCAAGAAAACCACAUCGGGAGAUGCAGCAGCUUCAGCGAAGAGAAGACAAAAGCAAAACUCCAAAAGGACAAGUUUGCUCGACGUAGCGGUAGACCAGCACCCUAAAAAGAGGCGGAAAAAUGCCGGGACGUCGGUGGGAACUCGCCAGGAACCCAAGAAGAGGAGGCGGAAGGCUGACCGGGAAGUCAAGGAAACCAAGAAGCGACUACUUUCAGAUGAGCGAGAAGCAGCGGAACCGAAACGCAAAAGGAAGCGGAAGCGGGAUGGAGAAAACUUCCAGGAGCCCUUCAACGCUAAAAAGAGGCGCUCGUCCCUUUGUCAUGAACCUUACGUUUCCGGUAGUGAAGGAUGUCCAGCUUCUCCUAGCGACAGCCUGGACGAGAUGAAGAAGGGCGAACGCAAGAAAGAAUUUGUCUGUCAGGUGUGCGAGCAGUCCGGUGAAGACCUGGUUCCCUGCGAAGGUCAGUGUUGCGGAAUGUUCCACCUUCUUUGUCUAGGAGAGAGCUUCCGGCCCGGCGACAAGCUACAGUGCCGCUCGUGCAGCACUGGGCUUCGCUCCUGUUUCGCCUGCAAGCGGUUGGAUGGCGAGCUGCGACGCUGCUACGUGGCCCACUGCGGGAAGUUCUACCAUGAGGCGUGCGCCCGCCUCAGCCCACUCACAGUCUUUGACAACAAGGGUUUCCGUUGCCCGCUGCACGCCUGCCUCAGCUGCCAUUAUGGCUGCCGCACCCAGCACAGGUCCACCAAAGGCCGCCUGAUGCGAUGCCUGCGAUGCCCCGUGGCCUACCACGUGGGCGACCAAUGCGUUGCGGCGGGCAGCCAGAUCGUCACCGGCACGGCCAUCGUCUGCACCAACCACUUCAGCGCAAAGAAAGGAUAUAGCCACCACAGUCACGUCAACGUCAGCUGGUGCUUCGUCUGCUCCAAAGGAGGUCAGCUGCUGUGUUGCGAGUCUUGCCCGGCCGCCUUCCACCCGGACUGCCUCAACAUGGCCAUGCCCGACGGCAGCUGGUUCUGCAACGACUGCCGUGCCGGCAAGAAGCCCAAAUACAGAGACAUCAUCUGGGUCAAACUAGGAACGUACCGAUGGUGGCCCGCGGAGAUCCAGCACCCAAGCAAAAUCCCCACCAACAUCCAGCACCUUCGUCACGAGAUCGGAGAGUUCCCAGUCUUCUUCUUCGGCUCCAAGGACUACUUCUGGACCCACCAGGGCCGCGUCUUCCCUUACGUGGAGGGUGACCGGGGUAGCAAGUACCAACGGACCGGAAUCGGGAAGGUCUUCAAGACUGCUCUUCUUGAGGCCGAAGCUCGUUUCAAGGAGGUGAAGAUGAAGCGGGAGGCCAAGGAAGCACAGGAGAAAAACCGGAAACCGCCCCCGUACAAGUUCAUCAAGGUGAACAAACCGGUGGGCAAGGUGCAGGUGUAUGCCGCCGACGUGUCGGAGAUCCCAAAGUGCAACUGCAAGCCGUCAGUGGAGCGCCCUUGUGGCUUCGAGUCGGAGUGCCUGAACCGCAUGCUUCAGUACGAGUGCCACCCGGAGGUGUGUCCCAGUGGCGAGCGCUGCUGCAACCGGGACUUUAGCGAGCGCCGCUACCCGGACACCCAGAUUAUCAAGACCCCCGGCAAGGGCUGGGGACUCGUCGCGCUGCGAGACAUCAAAAAGGGAGAGUUCGUCAACGAGUACGUUGGCGAGCUGAUCGACGAGGACGAAUGCCGGGCCAGGAUCAAGCACGCUCACGAGAACAACAUCACAGACUUCUACAUGCUCACCAUCGACAAGGACCGAAUCAUCGACGCUGGUCCAAAGGGGAACUUCUCCCGCUUCAUGAACCACAGCUGUCAACCCAACUGCGAGACGCAGAAGUGGACCGUCAACGGGGACACGCGCGUCGGACUAUUUGCCGUCUGCGACAUCCCAUCAGGUACGGAGCUGACUUUCAACUACAACUUGGAUUGUUUGGGCAACGAGAAGACUGUGUGCCGCUGUGGCGCCCCCAACUGCAGCGGCUUCCUGGGAGAUCGCCCCAAGAACGCCAACGGUCAGGCGGCCAAGCGGCCCAAGCGCAAGUACAGGAAGCGGCGGACGGAAGGGAAGAAGUCAGACGACGAGUGUUUCCGCUGUGGCGAUGGUGGGCAGCUGGUCAUCUGCGGAAAGAAGACGUGCACCAAAGCCUUCCACCUCUCCUGCCUCAACCUCACUAAGAGGCCCUUUGGUCGCUGGGACUGCCCGUGGCACCACUGCGACGUCUGCGGCAAGAACUCUGAGGCCUUCUGCCAACUCUGCCCAAACUCCUUCUGCAAGGCCCACCGGGAGGGGGCGCUGCGGGCCUGCCCACCCGACGGCCAGCUGCGCUGCCUGGAGCACGACGCCGAGGACGUCCCAGCCCGACCCCGCCAGCUCAAAAACGCUGGCAGGCCGUCCUAAAAAGCCGGAAAACGAGACGUAAACCCUCCGCCUCGCUCGCCAUAGGUAUUGCAAUCUCAAAUGUUUUUCGAUCUUUGAAAACAUCAAAAACGCACUUGUUUUUUUUUCCACUUAGGGUUGAUUUUUAUUUUUAUUUUUUUAUUUUAUUUUUUUUUAACCUCCAGAUUUUUAUCACAACUUUCAGUCGAGGCCACGCCGCCACAGCCAGGUUUUAAACUGAGAUAUAUCUGUAAGUGGGGGCGGGGGAGAAAAUGAAUCCAAACAUUUGAACCUGAAAAAACGGUUUGAUAUUUUCAAAGAUUCAAGAGAGGGUUUUUUUUUUUUU